Molecule: messenger RNA, 2411 nt
Organism: Ciona intestinalis (vase tunicate)
Lineage: Eukaryota; Metazoa; Chordata; Ascidiacea; Phlebobranchia; Cionidae
Biological process (GO): proteolysis
Molecular function (GO): protein binding; serine-type endopeptidase activity
Source: RefSeq, a predicted model, not a curated record
AUACAACGUAUAAAACACCAAACUGGUUUUCGGUUUAGUAUUGUGAACUUUCUUUUAUGUAUUAUUGGUGGUAUGAUUUUGAAACAUUGGUCGGUUGGAGAUGUACUUAGAUCCAUUGGAUCGAGUUAAAUAACCUGGGUAUGUUUGUUCAGAAUAAACAUUGCUGUAAAGUGACGUCAGUUUAAAACGUAGUUCUGCUUUGAAUACCAAAUCUUAUGCUUGGUUAGAAUGUUAGAUUUUGAAGAGUUGUCGUUCUUUGACGUCAUUAAAAACUUCCUUGACUGUUGCGGCGAGAAAUCACCGCAUGAGUGAUUUCGAACAGAGAUAUUUACCCUCAGCACCUUACCUCGCUUACCAUUUCCACCAUUCAUUGCUAACUUUGACUGAAAUGACUGUAGGAGGUAUUCUUGACUUUUUAUUUGUAAAUUUAACGUUACUAUGUCUAGCGACAGUUUGUUCUAGUGAAAAUAGCUGUGCAAAUCCAUCAGUUGAGCCGUGGAAGACGGCAUGCUGCGGUGGUUUAUUCCAGAACACAAACGCCGUGCAUGAUGUUGUUUUUUUGGAUUAUUUGCGUGCGAAUAACUCAGCAGUAUUAUGUCUCUGGUCACUCCAGGUGGCCACCGAUAAGGUAAUUGAAGUUACAUUCAAUCAGUUUGAUGUCGGUUUGGCCAACACAUGCGAAGGUGUUGAUGACAUUAAAAUCUACGACAAAUCAAUUUUGUAUACUGGCAGAAGCUUCUGUGGAACUACAAGACCCAGGAAUUUCGUCUCAUCAUCAAAUCUUGUUGAAAUUCUUUAUUCUGCAACAUUAGUCAACCAUGCAAAUUAUUUUAAUAUAAGUUGGGUAGUGAAAGAUCGUUGUCCAGAAGCGACAUGUUGGAAUGGAAAUUGCAUCAAUCAUUCGCAACGAUGCGAUGGAAACAAAGAUUGUUUGGACGACAGCGAUGAAAUUGAAUGUGAGCAAACAGUUGACUUGGAUGGAACUACAGUUGUAGAUACUUCAGAAGAAUGUGGAAAAACUUUCGUUGCUCCUGGUUUUACUUGGAAUCCUAGAAUUGUCGGCGGCAACGAAGCAGUUCCAGGUUCGUGGCCCUGGCAUGCUGGUCUUAUCAAAUAUAAUCAACAGUCUGCAUAUUGCGGGGGGAGUAUUAUUUCAGAGCGAGCUAUUCUGACAGCUGGACAUUGCGUCGACUUUCUAAGCAGUCCAUACGUGAAGGUUGUUGUUGGAAGACAUUCUAUAAAUGGUAACAAGGGGGAACAGCUGAUAAACGUUGCGGAAAUUAUUUUUCAUCCUGAUUAUCUACCAAUAACUCUUCGAAACGACAUUGCUAUUUUAAUUCUAAACACUUCAAUUACAUAUACAUCAACCAUUCGACCAAUCUGUUACUCUGAUUCAAACAUAACAACUUCUGAUAUUGAUAAUGGGAUUCAAUGUAUUGCUACUGGAUGGGGAAGACUACAAUCUGACGUAGCACUUCACCCAACGGGUCUGUUCCAAGUUCGCCUUCCUUUGGUCACCCAUGACGAUUGUGACGCAAGGUACCGAAGCACGCCAAUAUCCGCAGAUACACAGAUAUGUGCAGGCUCAAGUAAAGGCGGUGUGGAUACAUGUCAGGGAGAUUCUGGUGGACCAUUAGUGUGCUUGAUCGGUGAAUCGACCUGGUUUCAAGUCGGAGUUACUUCGUUUGGAAAAGACUGUGGCAACAAACGUUACCCUGGUGUUUACACAAAAGUUUCCUAUUAUUAUCAAUGGAUAAGAUCAGCGUUAUCUUCAAGAAGCCCCACAGUACCUCCUGCAAAAUCUAUUAGGAACGAAUCAACAACGCGACAUGAAGAAAUAACUACGAUGACGUAUACUCAACAAGUAACCAGUGAUGUCACUAUGACGACAGCAUUAGUCACAUCAAACAUAAGCCUCCCUUUAUCCUCAACAGAUAUACCCGGUAUUUCAAGUGACCAAUCAACAUCCGACGUACAAAACAGUUCGUUUGUUAUUUACAAUACUACGACUGCACUGCGUGAAAUAGAAGAUACGACGUCACACACGAGUAAACUACAUCAUGCGACUUAUAUGCAAAUCAUAUUUGUUCUUACACUUCUAUUAAUGUUCAAUAUCUUUAUAUAACAUUGUCACACUAAAGUUGCAAUUUUUUAUUGAUAUUUUUAUCGCACUUACUCUUCUACAUUCUUCAUGUAUUUAUUUGUAUCCGCACGAAGUAUUUCGUACUUCGUUUUCGUUCUUCUGUUUCGUGUAUUUUGGCUAAACAAUGUUCGUGACGAACAAAAGUAUGUCCGCAAUCGACAUAAACUUGUCUUUAAACGACAAACAUAUCCUCGGCGAAAGGACAUGUCCGCGACGAACGAAAAUAUAUUAACCAUGAAUAAUAAAAAUUAAACUAAAGAGAAAAAAA